UGGUCACACCUUCCCAAAAACGUCAAAUCAACAUAAGAUGUAUUUAUUCUGCCAGAACGAAUUGUUUUUCGUCAGCACAAAGCCGACCAUGACUAUACUGUAGUUAUUUUUUUUCCCCCAAUUUCCAAGUAACUUUGAAUGCAUCUUUGACCGGAACCGGAUGUGCCACUUGUUUUCGUACGUUUGAAGAACUUGCGGUCGACGUUUGAGAAUGUUUUUAAAACAUGAGUAAUGUGAUUAUUUUUUUCUCUUUCAGGUAUUGUUUUAUUUUAUGUAUUUACUAAGUUACUUGUGUGUAUGGGGCGGUGACACACGCUAACUGCAUCUGUGACCCAUUCCAGCCUCUUCACACGGUUGUCUUCAGGAGGAGCAACGCGGGUUCUUGCCGUUUAGCCGGCUGGAGUUUUAGAACAACCGGGACACUACUGCUCCCGACAUGAAUCCAUCUAACCCUUUCGGAAGUCCUCGGGGUGGAGUUUUCCAAGCGACGAGCAACGCCAACGCUGGUUUGUUCCAGUCAUUUGGACAGCAAGCCCCCAGCAGUCUGCCUCAGAACGUGGGCAUGUUUCAAUCAUCGGCGUUUGGUCUCCCGUCGGCCUCCCAACUGCCCAUGUUGGGACAGCGUCCCUCAUUCGGACAGCCACCACCCCAAACCUCAUCCCUCCCCAGCCACACUCCAGCUUUGAGCCAGACGACGGUGGGAGCAAGCAACUCUGGUUUUGUUAGCCCCGCUGCACCAGCUUUUGGAUCUGUUGGUGGACCAAGUCAGACUUCAGCUUUUGGACAGACACCUGCAUUUGGACCGCAGUCUGUCUUUAGUCAGGAGCCGAGUUUUGGACAGCCGUCUUCAGGUUUUGGACAAAAGCUGGCAGGAUUUGGACAGCAGGCCGCAGGAUUCGGAAAUACCCAGUCGGUCUCUGGCGCCACCGCUUCAUUAGGGCCACCUCGGCAGCUAGGUUUUGGUCAGUCUGUAUUUGGACAAGCACCAACGACCGCCACUACCAGUAAUGUGUUUGGUGCUACUCAGACCCAGAGUAGAGGAUUUGGAUCAGAAUUCAGUUUCAAGCCAGCCAGUGAAGUCCUUUUCAAACCCAUCUACAGCGGCAGCCCCGAACCUCCCAACCCUCAAACCACCCCGCUGUCCGGCUCACCUUUUGGCAGCACCGCAGAGAAGACAAGGUCCAGCCCCGCUGGUCAUAGCAGCACCGUCACUGGCUUCUCCGGAGCAAGCUCUGGGUCUCUGGCCUUCAGUUUCUCUCAGCCUGCUGCCGCUCCAUCCCUUCCGGUCCCACAUGGCCCACGAACAACCCUCAAUAACAGCGGCGGGCCCCCUGGCGCUCUGCAGUUCACGUUUUCCCAGCCCGCCGCACCCUCGGGUUCCAACCCCAGUGCGCCUACCACGCAGCCGAAAACGCCAUCCACUUUUAGCUUUUCAACCCAAACCCUCCCACCCCAGACGGCGCAGCUUUUCGGAGGAACCGCCGUUGUUCAACCCUCCGCUUUCGCUGACAAUAAAUCCAAAGCAGAGCCUACCUUGGAGACUAAAACGCCUAAGGACGUGGACGCAAAUGUAUUUGCGCAACUUCGAAAAGGUACGAAACGUAAAGAAGAGCCCGCAACAACAAACGUGUCCGCUGCUGGGCCCGAAGCUAUUGCCAAGGAGGACGAAACAGCAGAAACCUCUUCAGCGAGACAGCCCCCAAAAAGGCCCCUGAUGAGGGCUCGCGCCCCUGCGGGGCUAUUCAGCAGAGCACUCAGUGGACUCCGGAGAGCUGCGGCCAAUCCAGUUGCAAAAGAGGCAGAGGAACCUCUGCAACAGAAACCACAGCCAGAUGAAGUGACGAGGGAGCACCCCCAAGUCCUCGGCGAAAAGCUGAUUGAGCAGCAAGCCCUGAGCCCUCAGCUACUGGAAAAGGAUGAAGAGUCAGACCCCCAAGAACUGAUGGCUGAAACCAAGACUCCAUUGAGACCCGGCGCACGUCGCGAGAGCUCGGACGGCCUUAGCGGGAUGUCUCCCGCCGACUGCACUGUCAUCCAGUGCAAAAAUAUGCCUCCGGCCCUCAACAAAAGGGACAUCAUUGAGAAGCAUUUUUCGCGCUUUGGCAAAGUCUGCAAGGUCUUCUGUCGGCCUGCGAAGAACACCGCCAUCGUGCAUUUCAACAACCACGCAUCCGCAGCCAAGGCAAAGAAGAAAGGGAAAGUCCUGCAUCAGCAUGAGCUCCUCCUUUUGUGGCAGCGCAAGAAGCAAAGUCCGGGGGAUCAAAGCGGAAGACCCGUGGCGAGAAAAAUGGUGGAAGAGGCUAAAAACCCGGACCAUGCUAAUGUCAAGGCUUCAUCGCCUCUAAAACGUCCUGUGCUGAGCAGCGCCUUCAGCCGAAGCUCGCCAGUGAAGAAGUCACCGAUAGCCAAGUCUCUCCGACUUGACUCUGAACUUCAAAAGGAGAAUGUCACGAUGACCCAGAGCUCCAAGUGCCUCGCCCCCCUCAUCGGCGUCGUGGCUGAGACAUCAGAGGACAAGUACCGUGUCCUGGAGCAGAGGGACAAAAUUUUGCGGCAAGGUCGACCCAAAACUACGGACAUCUACACCUCGAAGGUUUUUGUCGGAACGUGUCCUGACAUGUGUCCUGAGAAGGAGCGAUACAUGAGGGAAACGAGAAAUCAGCUCAGCAUAUAUGAAGUCCUCCCCGACACAGAGAUGGUGGAUCACGCGGCAGCCAUCAAAGAGUACAGCCGUUCAUCGGCUGACCAGGAGGAGCCCCUUCCCCAUGACCUUCGCCCCUUGCCAGUACUCGGCAUGACCAUGGACUACCUGGUCACUCAGAUCAUGGACCAGGGUAAUGACGGCUUGCGGGAUUGGUACGAUUUUGUCUGGAACAGGACCCGCGGCAUCCGAAAGGACAUCACCCAGCAGCGUCUGUGCUGCCCGCAAACGGUCGCCCUGAUCGAGAAGUGCGCGCGCUUCCACUUACAUUGCGCCCACCAUCUCUGCGAAGAGCCAAUGUCCGUUUUUGACGCAAAGAUCAACAACGAGAACUUGACCAAGUGCCUGCAAAGCCUGAAGGAAAUGUACCAGGACCUGAAGGACUGUCACGCAUACUGCCCCCGUGAGGCCGAGUUCCGCCAGUACAGCGUCCUGCUGAAGCUCAACGACGGGGACAUCCUACGUGAGGUGCAGCAGUUCCGCCACCAAGUGCGCAACUCCCCCGAAGUGCAUUUUGCAGUGCAGGCGUUUGCCGCACUCAACAGCAACAACUUCGUGCGUUUCUUCAAGCUGGUGAAAAGAGCAUCCUACCUGGCCAGUUGCCUCCUCCACAGAUAUUUCAAUCAGGUCAGAGGAAAAGCAUUAAAGACCUUGACCUUUGCUCACACUGUGGGUCCGCGGUCAACCGCUUUUCCGCUGGAGGACAUCGUUCGGAUGUUGAUGUUCCGCAGCGCCAAAGAAGCGAGCGCCUUCAUCCAGCAGUACGGCCUCAACAUCAGCGAGGGUGCGGUCGAGCUGAAUCGGAUAGCCUAUCAGGAACCGGAGUUGCUGUCCCAGAAGAAGUCGGAGGUCAUUCAAGCUAAAAAAACAUCGUCAACUGGGGAAGUGGUGAAUGGAGGCCCCCUCCCUAAUCCCCCUCGGCACAAACCCGUCUGCACCUUUGACUCGCACAACAAGUACAGAGGAGAAGGUCCUCUGACUGAGCCCGCAGCCAAGCAAUUGAAAGCUAUCGCUGCCACGGUGGAGGUGAAGGCCCCGCCGAGCCUCCAGUUUCAAGCAGAGGUUUCGCCAAUUGGGCAUCCUGAUGUCCCCAAUGUUUUUGGCCUGAGACCAGCCGUCGCCGAGAAGACGGAGUCCGGCGAUUCCUUUCAAAGUUCGGCCCUCCAAACGGACGCGCCGCAGCUACUCCAGCCUGCAGCGCGGCCUCCGCCUGUCAAAGCACCGUCACCUGAACCGGAACCUCAGCUGGUGUUCAGCGAUGCGGACAUUAUGGCUGAAGUGGACCGUUUGAUUGAUGAAAUGGUCGAGACAACUGCAAGAGCGGUAGCUGCUGAUGGAGCUUGCUAUGCCAGCAUAGCUCUGAGUGAGAGCUGUCUGCAGGCAGAGUCUGUAGUCAAUGAAGUUUUAGGAGAAUUGCUGCAAGAAUUGUCUUCGAGCGAGAUCCAUCUCGAACAGAAGCGUGUUGCUGACGAGAAACGCAAGAUUGAGGAAGCCAGGCGGAAACAGGAACAUGCCAACUUUUUGGCCAAGUUCAGACUCUCGUUGUUCUCAGAGAUCCUGCAGCAAGUCUUAGACGAGACGAUCAAGGAGACUGCCACCACAGUGCUCCAGGAAGCCGUGGACGAGAGAGCACGUUGCGUUGCUAAAUGCUCUCAAGAGGUCUGCACGAGUCUCAUUGAGGAGACUUUGAAAGCAGACGUUGCCCUGCUGGUGGAAGAAAUUCUUGCAGCAGAGCUGCAGCGUGCUCGCAAGUACAUCAAAAGGUGGCGCGACGUGGUCGCGGUGCGCCGGCGGCUGAGGAGGCAGAUGAGAGGCUUCCCGGCAGCUCCUUGCUUCGUGGACCCUCGCCUGCAAUUGAAGGCGCUGGCUCCGAGCGCUCCUGCGCAACAGUCAAGAGAGGAUCUGAUUUGUGGAAUCGUCAACCUGGGAAACGCAGGAAGGUUGUCGCUGUCCAGCACCAGGGUGUUGGAAAUGAGACACUUGGCUGUCCACCAAAUGAGAGUCCAGUACUACUAUCGGCAACUUCUUGACGAGAAGGUGUGGGCGCCGCUCGACGUGCCAGCGCUUGUGAUGGCAAAUCUUCACAACCCACCUGAUAGAAUCUUCUGGAAAGCUGUCGUCUUACUACCCAGCGACCACGAGAGCGUAGCCAGCCUGGCAGACAGGAUUCUGUCGGAUUGGCUCGAAGCCAAACUUGCUGGCAGCCGGGGUUCAAAGUUGAUGGAGGAACAGCGAGAUGGCACUCUGCGAACCCUCCACCUGUCCAACGCAGUCCUGGAGAUCAGACAUCAAGUCCACGUCAGCAUCAAGGUGUCCAGAGGUCCGCUGACCAAUGACGCUUUGUCCCAAAUGGAGGAGCGCCGUGAGCUGCAGGGGACGGCGGCGCUGAUCAUGCUGCUUCCCGCGCUGCCCUUUUCGGAGGCCAGCGGCGACGAGCGCGACGUCCCUCUGCUCUCGGCCUUGCUUCAGCUCAAGCAGUUGCAACAAGCCAGCGCCUGGCACUGCCCGCCGCCUCUGGUUGUCCUGGUGCCGGGGCCUGACCGCGACAGCCGCAACACUCAAAAACUUGAGGAAGAACUGAUGUUGCCUUUGCUGGUAAAGGAUGGCCUCAUCGCAGAGUACACGCUGCUGUUCAUACCCGAAACCACCAACGACAUGCAGGGAUCCAAACAGCUCGGCUGCGCUAUGCGUUGGCUCCUGCGCCGCGCUCCUCCACCCGUCCCGCUUAGCUGCCGCCCGCUGGCCCAGCUUGUCGAGGCCAGCUUGAGUCGCGAGUUCAGUCGCAGGGUUUGCGCUCAGCGCCAGGAGAGCGGCGCUGACGCCCUCCCGUCGCGGGAUCCCUCUCCGAUCGUCAGGCUGUACAACGCCGUCAUCAGCCACGUUGCCGAUCAAGUGUCGUCGGAAGAGCUCUCCAAAAUCUCCUGGCCGCCCGCAGAGUUUUGUCUUCCCGAUAAUGGCGCGUUUGUUCCGCGUCUGGGCUGGAACACUGGCCCGCACCUGGCCUGGUUGCAUGAAACCGUCCUCAACUUGCGCCUCCCGCAAUGGAAGCAACUUUCCAGCUCAGACACCUGGUCCGAGCUGUGCUCGGCCAUCUACGGCUACGCCGAUCAGAUCCAAGUGUCGCGUGGCAGCCGGGCCCUCCUCGUGUCACGUCUGGAAAAUCUACUGGAGCGGGUCAGGAUCAAAGGCCACCGCGGGCAAACUCGGGCUUCCAAGCUAAGCUUGAACGUCUGGGAUGAUCCACGUGACGCACGUCCGGCUUGGAACGAGAUCCCUUGGUUUGACGUGCUCGUCAUCUGCAUUGACCACAAACUGAAAGACUGGCCGCUUCCCGGACCGCCGGUCUGUGAAGAUGCUGUGACAGAAGAUGGGGAAAUCCUGGUUUACUAUCUCAACGAGGCCUUCGAGCGCUUCCAACCGCCCGAGGAGUGGAUCGAGGCCGUCAGCACGACACGCGGGCAGAAGCGGCGAGAUGACAAAGGGACAAAUUUGGCUACCUGCGCCACCCCCAACAACCUGACAAUCAGGCAGCGAUUGUUCCCGAGCGCGCCGGAGGCCCCUCUGGACAUCUCCGACACCCCCACCGCAGUCGAGGUGCUCGCCCACAAAGUGUUCCUGACUUUAGAGGAGGAGAAGGCCGAAAGCCGAAGGAGCACACAGCAGCUCCGGCGUUGGCUCGACGGUGGCGACUGUGUGGGCAAAUGGUCCACGCCACUCCUCAUCCCGUCCUCCGUCCUGCUCUCCAUGCCCGCUUUUCUCGAGCGCCGGGCCUCAACCAAGCCUUUGGACGCCGUUUUCGCAAAGGAAGCACAGAGCCCGCAGCCCGCAGAGAAGGACAAGCGGUCCCCGAGGAGUCGUUUGUCACUGACUGAGCGACUGAGGGACCUCCAGCAGCAGAUCGAAGCCAGCCAAAAGGAAGAAUCGGCCUGCAAACUGAAAUUGAGUGCAAUGAUGAGCAUUGUUGAAGACUGAACCAACUUGUGGUGCGACCAAAAGCACACCCUUUUCGAACAACUGGACUUGCAUCGGUGUCAUUAUUGUUUGAAUUGUGACAACCUUUUCUUUGACACUUGUAGGUUUUAAGCCAAGAUUAAAUGAAUUUGACGCCACACCUGUUUUCAUUGGAACGCGCCGGCGCUGCCCCCGAGUUACCCAUCAUAUCUUGCCGUGUUCAUCUCGAAAUAUGCCACCUGGUGUAGCUGGCGCCAGUGUUGGGUCGAUUGGUUGCCAUGACAACAAAAGUGUAAUUUAUUUGGGCUUGUUGUUUUGUGCAACUGCGCAUGCUCGGUAUCUGCCCUGCUUUCGAUAACCUCGUAUGGCUGUGAGAAAACCAAACUGAACGUGAUGUGUGAUGCGCAAAGUCAUACUCGCUAGUCACUAGUCCGUGUUAAACUAAAUGACCUGGACACGUGCAUUGACGGUUUAACCAAAUCAAACUGACAAGACACAGAAAUGGAAAAAAAAACUCUUUUAUUUGGUUUGAGGCAUGUGGGAAGAGGAGAAAUACAAAUCCAGACAUUCAAAGCAGUGUGCGGACAAAACGGAGACCAAGCUGCACAGGAGGAAUUCAACAAAAGAUGUGUGUGUGUGUGUAUUUUUUUUCUCGUGGGUUGUAUUUGGGUAUUCAAUGUAUUAAAAAAUAGUAACUUUUCUAACUUCUGGUCAUGGUGUUGAAUCCUGCAUUGACGCUUCAAAUAAAUAAAUAAAUAACACGAGUCUGUUCUCAA
Molecule: messenger RNA, 7428 nt
Organism: Hippocampus comes (tiger tail seahorse)
Lineage: Eukaryota; Metazoa; Chordata; Actinopteri; Syngnathiformes; Syngnathidae
Gene: mcm3ap
Product: minichromosome maintenance complex component 3 associated protein
Exons: 28
Coding region: 437-6673 (2078 amino acids)
Biological process (GO): mRNA export from nucleus
Cellular component (GO): transcription export complex 2; nucleus; cytoplasm
Molecular function (GO): RNA binding
Source: RefSeq, a predicted model, not a curated record